Messenger RNA from Monascus purpureus, 3394 nucleotides. The record is from the annotation of a GenBank genome assembly. Lineage: Eukaryota; Fungi; Ascomycota; Eurotiomycetes; Eurotiales; Aspergillaceae.
CUCGUUUUUGCGGCGGCUAUUUUUAACCCCCCGCACGCUGCGGAGAGCCACUGCCCAGCCUCAACUGCACACGCUGAAGCAUACGUCAGCAGCCUCUCUCCGUCUCCGCCUCAAGUCUAGAUCAUUUUGUUAUUAUUUCUCCGUAUAUAAAAGAUAAUGUAUGUUAGUCUGCUUGUUCUGCCUGCUUUCCCAGUCCAACUGAUUCAAUAGGGCGCAGCUGGUAUGACGUUUUUCUUUUUUUUUGGCUUUGCUGGUCCCUGGUCCCUCUUUCCUCGACCCGGCAGAAGUGACUUUGGCUGACUUGUAUGUCAUCGAGAAACAGGAUUCCUCGCUGUCUACUCCAUCUAUCCGCCAUCUAUUCUCCCAUCCUAUUCCGGCCCACCGUCACCUGUCAUAUUUGAGAUGCAGCAGACUAGCAUUGCCAGCCCCUCCUCGCCCAGCGGUCCUCAGGGCAUCCCCCCUCCCGCACCUAACCAUCGUCCGCCGCCGCCUCCGUCAGCGAUCCUGACGGGGAAGCAGGAACAUUGUGAGCACCUGGACCUCCCCCAACUCAUCUCUCCUUGAUGACCGGUGAGUGCCUAGGCGGUAUGCCCGCGUUCGUGCUAACCGUGUCAUCCCGGCGCCUGUAGACCUUAAACGCGAGCUUAUCAGCCGUCAAGUCCGCAAUGAAAUCUCUGAACUCAACUCUCCAACUGCCCUUCAACGCUUCGGGGCUCCAUUCAGGUCCGAUCUCGGUGAAAUUGCACCCAUUGAUUCUGAGCUGCCUAUUCUGCGGUACAUCUUUGUCCACCACGUGCGGAACUUCCCCUUCCUAGACCAGGCGCGGGAGAAGGAGUUUUGGCAAGAUAAGCUGCAAGUGUUUCUCGAAAGCUUUGCGAAUAAGCAUGUAUCGUCUUCAGAGGACCGACUGGAGGAGACAAAACGAAGGAAGCUCGCUAAGAAAUGUGAGAAACUUGUAGAACUGAUGAUGGUGUCCGGUAUCCCGACCGCAUCGGGGUACGAAGAACGGGUGCAAUUCUCCGAGAUUGAAGUAGUCGAACGCGGGGCAAAUGAUCAAGGGUUGCUCGUCAAUAUUCCCUCAGGACAUUCCAUCAAUGGAUGGGAUAUCAAUGUAGCUGGUGUCCGCAAGGUGAAUAUUAAGCGGACUGUGCGCUAUCAUCAACAUGCAGAGUUUAUCAUUCGUGUGGGACAGGAGGGCAAACCAGAUAUCUACGUCGGCAGAAGAUAUGGAGACUUUGUGAAGCUUCACAAGAGACUACGGACCGAGUUCCCGGGCAAGAUUCUGCCUUCUCUACCGCGAAAGAACAAAAGCUCCACGAUGUCGACCCUGCCCGCAUUUCUAGACGACGAUAAUGAAUCCUUCUCGUCUGUAUCAACCCAGGAUACGAACCAUGCGGAUGAUAGACAGCCCUCAAGGAAUCUAGCCCCGGGUGACCAUCAUCAUCGCCAUAGCCACCGAAGGUCUCAUUCCAGGUCUUCUAUUGCUUCCAUAGCAUCCUCUAUAGGAAGAUCGCCCAGGAACUCUGGCGAAUUCGGCAGAGAGACCGUUCUCUACCGAGAGGAACAGAGGGUUUCCCUGCGCGCUUUUCUCCGUACGCUGUUGCAGAACAAACGAUUAGCAGACUCUAAGUCUGUCGCUGAGUUUCUGACUUCGGACCCAAUGACUCCCAACAGUGAUGAGCUCCAUGAUAUUAAAACAAGGAAGGAAAUGGAUGCUGUAAGAAUCGAGGAGCAAAAGCGGUUUUACGAGAUUGCAAGACAACGCGCUGCAGAGUUAGAUGUUUAUAUGGAGAGGUUCCGCAGAUCCAUCGUCGAAGAAAAUGGCUUGACGAAGUUGUUUUCUGAAAUACGGGAGAAGAGUUCCAUCCAAGAACUUAGCCCACAGUUUCAGAAGUUCGCGGAAUGGCUGCGCAUUGAAGUUGCUGCAACUAUCUACCACUUGUUUUUAGCGGAAGAUAACUCGCCGGAGCUUUUUGCCCAAGCAAAACGUAUACAUUCCCUGAUCCCCUAUACCCUGUUGAAGAACGUAAUCCGGAUUGCCAACCCGGCCGCUGUGAUGUCCGGAGUCCUGGAUCUUUUCCUUGCGCAACCUUUCGGCUCACGGUCUCUUUUGCAACGCAUCUUCUCCAUGACGUUGAAUGACGGAGUCAAGACUUUCCAGAAGUCCAUUGACGCGCUGGCUGGGAAGAUAGGUGAUCCUGUUCUGUCUGAUAAACUGAAGGCUUUCACAUACGCCGAUGAAACAGUCAAAGCGGAGAUCCGCAGAGAUGCAGAACUUGAUGAUGUAGAUCUUAUUGUUGCCAUUCUCCAGACAGAUCGUCUCUCACCGGAGCUCACUUCGGAACAGACUGAAAAGGUAUUCAACAGCUAUGUAGCUUGGAACAAUGCGGUGGAAAAUGUCGACCUCGAAUUUCAGACAGGCGCCCAAUGGUUCGCAAAUUUGAAACAGCUUCUCAAGCUUUACACUCGGCAGCGUGACAAGGCCAUGAUGCUCAGUAUCGUUGAGGAACCUGUUACGUUGCAACUAUUCCGUGACCUCUUCACUAUUUUCUACGAACCCCUGGUCCGCGUCUACAAGUCGGCCAACGUAUACAGCAGCAUUACCGAUUUCGCCUCGUUCGCAGACGAUGCCAUUGCGGUGAUAGAGAGUGCUCAGCGACAAGACGUCUCUGCCGACCCCAACCAGACCGUCCAGGCCUUUAUUGAUCUGUGCGCCCGCCAUGAAGACAACUUUUACAAGUUCAUUCAUGAAGUGCAUCUUCAUGAUAACGGGCUAUUCGGGUCUCUAAUGGCAUGGCUGGAGGGUAUUCUUGACUUCUUGCGCAAGGGACCCCCCCAAGGAGGAAAACUGGACAUGAAUGCUUUGUUUCAGGGCGCCGUUCUAGUGAAUCAGAUUGAUAGAGAGGUCGCUCUGCGCGAGAUUGAUUCCUUGAUCCAAUGGCAGGAGGAUCGGAAACGGUGGCAUCUGGACAAGACACGACAGAAGAUGGCCGCCGAAGGGACGGAGACCGGAUAUGUCCCUGGCAGUACCACCUUUCGGGGAAGUGAUUUUGGGCUGGACGAGGCCGAUCUUGAGGACCUCACGAUUUCAGACGAAGCAUCCGAUGCUUCGGACGUGUCGGAGGAGGAGGAUGACCUCGACCCCAUCGCAGCAGAGCGGAGACGCCGGGUCAAGAAACAGGAGCACCUCCGCCGCACGGCUGGGGAGCCAGUCAAACCUGAGGUUCAGGAAAUAUUAAAGUUGACAGAUUCUUUUGGGGCGAUGCUAAGACUUGCUCUUGCAGAAUAGAUUGGUUGAAUGUCUGGACCUUGGUGAUUUAUAGAUGGCACAUGCUAUUACAGGUUGCGCAUACUUUAAAGCUAUAUACAUACAAUAGAUAUUUAUUGAGUGACC